AUGGACGGUUGCCAAUUCUCUCUGCUCCUGUUGCUGAUCGUCAACGUCGAUCUUCUGCAAGGACAAGUGGUGGAAAACUGCGCAAACGUCUACUCAGUCAAUGGAAACAACGUCACGAAGCCUGCGUGCAAGGAAGGAGAGAUUUGUAUCGAACUGGGCGUGAAGAACUUCACUGUUUACGUGGAGGAUUAUAGUGUAAGUUGAAUGGGGAUGGGGAGUCUACCCGGGAUGCAAAGUACGUCGAAUAUGCACUGUGCAUCUUCGGGCAGACGCAUCUGUCGCUGCCAAUUUGCGGAAGUUUUUUUCCGUUUUUCCAAUGCUCUUAGGUUUAUCAACCCUAUUUUCAGGACUAUUCCAACAACUUCGAUUACAUGAGCCUUGUAUCGCGUGAGUUGUGUGUUGCAUGUCAGUUUAUGUACAAAUUCACUUUUAGGAUACGAAGGUGGAGAAUUCUACCAUUUCAAUAACGUGACUCGGAAGCUGGGGACACGCCCGUAAGAGUUUGUCCACUUGUUUGUUUAGAUCUUGCCGUUAAGCUAGAUGAAAAUGGAAAAUUUUAGGAACGCACCACCUAUCAGUUGGUUUUCCCGCCAUCAGAUCCCGUCCGACCAUGAUCCGCAGUUCUACGCACAGCUGUUCUCGCGGAGCGUCGAGAUUGUCACAAUGGGGCUGUAAGUCUGAAAAAACAAGUGCUUGACGACCCGCGUUGCUGGGUCCAACUCAGAUCAUUACUGAUAUCCACAAUUUUUCAGCAAACCAAUCGACAAAGAAGGGAAUAAAGACGUUUUUCGCCUCCAAACGAUGCUGGAUUCCGAGUUGUCCGUUGACCAAGUACAGCGCGCCUUUGUCUACAAGGAGUACCUGUUCCUCAGUCCGGAGAAAGCCAUCGACUUUCGAAUUCUCUACGAGAAGAAGGGACCCUAUUCCGGCGAUGUAGACAGACCAGGACUACUUACGGAGCACAAUGUUGGCCUGAUCGACGUCUCGACCAUCCCCAACGAACACAUUGACAAGGACUUCCUGGAUCUGAUCACAAAUCUAUGCUUUGUAAGUUUGGGAAAGGUUAUACGAAGGUUUUUUGAGUAUUUUCGUAAAGCUCAUGGACUUUCUUUCGCAAACUGAUCCGUGGUGAAGAUUUUUGGGGUUUUUUUUUUGGAAAAAACUUGGUUUAGGGGUCUUCGGGGCUACCCUUCAUUUGAGCCAGCUUUCAUUUGGAAUCGGGUAUGUUUACUAUAAGCCAUUGGGACGCCAAUACCCGAUCUUCCCCAAAUGAAAGGUGGCUCAAAUGAAGGGUAGCCUCGAAGACCCCUAAACCAAGUUUUUUCAAAUAUCGAUCGAAUUCACACUCACAACAGAAUUUUGCGUGUGGUUUUUCGAUGGAAAAAACAUUUUAUUUCUUUUGUCAAUUGUGACACUUCGUUUGGACGAAACUCAAAAGUGGGCGGGACAUAUUUUUGUUCUAUUUCGGGUUGCCGUGUGCCGCGGCGAUUAAAGGCGGAAAAAAGUCGAUGCAAUUUAUAAAAAUUCUUGCCGGUGCAGCUUGCCUAUAUUUUCGUAUUUUAGAAGCCUGGCAAGUACUGUUCGUUGGAUAUCAAGACGGAAUCCUUGGACCUGCAAGAUUACCCAGUAGCCUUCACCUACGACGACCUAGUUCUUCAGACCUUUUGGUUUCAGUAAGUUCACCUGCUCCGGUUUUUACGCCUACGUUUAGAAGACACUGCGAAAUGCUUCCGAUGUACCGUAUUCGGCACAAGAAGACUGCUCCGAAGUAAGUGGAAUUUUGAGUUGGCUGAGUUGGAAUUUUUAGCGUGAUUUUCGAUUUCCCCAAUGUUGAGAGCAUCGUAACGCAUGGAAGAAAGCUUUCGUGGGAGAAAACUCAAUGGUAGGUGUUUGAGAUUAAUAGAGAAGUGCUGAUAUGUGAGUCGCCCUUUUAAGCUUUUAUUUUUUUAGGAAUGGGGUAUUUAAGUUUGAUUACACCUUACGUGGUAUCCUGCCUAUUGUCCAGCCGUACGAUCCCUUUUACGACUUCGUCAAACAGUUCACAACUCCCGCCCCAACGACCACAACCCGCCCGCCACCAACCACCACCACUCUUAAGCCCGUCCCUGCCGGUCCCGCCCCAAAAUUCCCUGAAAUCCAGGAGGACUCGAUGGAAUUAGAGAACCGCCACGUGAUUGAUCCCUUACUCUCGAAUGUGCCAGCGAUUUCGGGCGUUCCCAUCAUCUAUUACAUGCUUGCUUACAUCGCUUUUCACUUGAAAAGUUAUAAUUUGUAA
Bursaphelenchus xylophilus (pine wood nematode) is the source of this 2275-nucleotide messenger RNA. The record is from the annotation of a GenBank genome assembly. Lineage: Eukaryota; Metazoa; Nematoda; Chromadorea; Rhabditida; Aphelenchoididae.